AUGACGCUGCUCAAAAAGUUGGUUUGCAAAAGUGUCAAAGAGGAGCUUUACUGUGAUGGAAAUAACUAUGAACGAAGGUUCGAUCAGGCAUCUUCAUACGUUCAGGGUUAUGGCCGCAGCGCAAGGAGAGAUCCUCGCAAAAUGUCACGGCAACAAUCCAGGCCAACGAAUCAUAAUAAUAAUAAUACUGCUCAGAAGCAAUCGAACCAAAAACGGCGGCGCAACAAAUCCAAAGGACGUCAAAUGCAAAUUCCUGGAGCGAUACCCGAACAGACUGGAAUUUCCUACAGACACCCAGAGUUUGAAGAAUUAGAGGCCGAUGAUUUUGUAGUGAAUGCGGUUCGAAAGUCCUUGAAUCAUGGAAAAAGCAAGAAAGGAAGAAGAGGACUCUUCCAACGAGGCGAUGCAGAUUCCGUAUCCACAGCGUCGUCCGUGACCAUAGACUUGUAUGGUACUGGAAACCCACAGUAUUAUUAUGGAGAAGAUGGAGACGAAUCAGAUGUCGUCAGCCAAGAAGGCAGAGGUCUUCGUCUAGCACCGGCACCGUUGAGCAAACCCUUGAUCAUGACGACACCAAACUACCAAAAAGAAAGUGCUGACGAGGACGAAGCAGAAGGAUAUUUGGAUCAAUGCAUGGGCAUGAUGGCCGAUUUGUUGGUUGGUGAAUCUGCCGUACCAAGAGAAGCUACCAAACAAAACCGCAUCGCCAAUGGAGAACCUGCUGCCGCUGCCGCUGCCGCUGCUAAUGUGGAAGAAAAGUACAAUGAUGAAGCAAAUCAUCAUCAUCAUCAUCAUCAUCAUCAUGAUGAGACUGCUACUACAAUUACUCCAGAUUAUGAUUUACAAUCGUUAGCGGGUGAAUCCGAUGCCUUUAAAUCCGUGAGCUCUCAGAAUACCUACACGGAUGAAAGCUCGAGAGAUUCGUAUUCCACUGGGAAUUCCAGUUACGAAGGUAGCGAAGCCACUUCGGAGCUUGAGAAUGGCCUAUUCUGUGGAUGA
This is a messenger RNA of Cylindrotheca closterium, 999 nucleotides long. The record is from the annotation of a GenBank genome assembly. Lineage: Eukaryota; Bacillariophyta; Bacillariophyceae; Bacillariales; Bacillariaceae.